Carica papaya (papaya) is the source of this 1907-nucleotide messenger RNA. It is a transcript of the gene AMP1, whose product is annotated as Peptidase M28 family protein. Lineage: Eukaryota; Viridiplantae; Streptophyta; Magnoliopsida; Brassicales; Caricaceae. Gene Ontology annotation, molecular function: carboxypeptidase activity. The record is from RefSeq and is a predicted model, not a curated record.
UCUGGGUCGGCGCAGGCUAAGGUGGUUUUCGUGAAUUAUGGGCGGGAAGAGGACUACCGUACGUUACGCAUGAUGGGAGUGAACGUUAGUGGGUGCGUUGUUUUAGCGAGAAAAAGCGGCUUGUUGAGAAGAGGUGGGGUUGUCGAAACAGCGGAGGUUAAAGGUGCGCUUGGGGUGCUAUUGUACGCCGAAGGGGACAAAACAGUGGGUGGCGUGGAGAGGGGGACCGUGAUGAGAGGGAUCGGGGACCCGCUUAGCCCGGGCUGGCCCGGGGUUGAAGGAGGGGAAGCUCUCGGUUUCGAUGACAGCAAAGUUUCAAGGCGGUUUCCUAAAAUUCCAUCUAUGCCCUUGUCUUUGAAGAACGCUGAGAUCAUUUUGGGGUCAUUAGGAGGUCAAAUGGCGCCGCAGGAAUGGAUAGAUUCGGGUCGGGAGGUGUGGCGGGUCGGUCCAGGACCUACUAUGGUGAACUUAACAUACCAGGGCGACAAGAAAGUGGUCACUAUCCAUAAUGUUUUUGCUGUCAUUAAGGGGACGGAAGAGCCUGACAGAUAUGUGCUUCUUGGCAAUCAUAGAGAUGCAUGGACGUAUGGAGCUGUUGACCCCAAUAGUGGGACCGCUGCCUUACUUGAUAUUGCCAGGCGAUAUGGCUUUUUGAUGCGGAUGGGGUGGAACCCUCGAAGAACAAUUAUCCUCUGCAGUUGGGAUGCUGAAGAAUUUGGGAUGAUAGGCUCCACUGAAUGGGUUGAACAGAACCUUGUGAAUCUGGGUGCAAAAGCUGUGGCCUAUCUCAAUGUAGAUUGUGCAGUUCAAGGCCCUGGAUUCUUUGCAGGAGCAACUCCGCAGCUAGAUACUCUCCUUGUUGAUGUUGCAAAGAUGGUUCAGGAUCCUGACUCAGAGGGUUCAACAAUAUAUGAAGCCUGGAAAGCUACAAAUGGAGGCAUCAAUAUUCAGAGACUUAGUGGACUGGAUUCUGAUUUUGCUCCAUUUGUACACCAUGCUGGGGUUCCAUCCAUUGAUAUCUACUAUGGAGAAGAUUUUCCUGUCUAUCACACUGCAUUUGAUUCCUUUGAGUGGAUGAUAAACUACGCAGAUCCAUCGUUUCAGCGUCAUGUUGCUGUUGCUGGAAUUUGGGGUCUUCUAGCCCUUCAUCUAGCUGAUGAUUCAAUUCUUCCUUUCAAUUACAUCUCUUAUGCGGAUCAGCUACAGAGCCAUAAGGAUGCCUUGUGCAGCUUGCUGGAUGGGAAUGUCUCUCUAGAUCCCUUAGCUGCAGCUAUCCAAGAACUGUUAUUUGCGGCUAAAAAAGCUGACAACGAAGCAAAGGGAUUGAGAGAGCAAGCACGAAAAGACAAUUUUGCAGCUUUGAAGAUCCGAAUGCUGAAUGACAGGUUGAUGUUUGCAGAAAGAGGCUUCUUGGAUUCUGAUGGUCUCCAGGGAAGACAGUGGUUCAAGCAUCUUGUUUAUGGUCCUGCUGGUGAACAAACGAGCAAAUUGGAAUUCUUCCCUGGAAUAGCGGAUGCUAUUUCGAAAUCCUUGCGAAUGAAUAAAAAAGAUGGAGAGGCAGCAAUUCAACAUGAGAUCUGGAGGGUGGCUAGAGCUAUUCAGAGAUGUGCUGCAGCUAUAAAAGGGGAACUCACCUGAAUAAUGAUGAAUUGACUGUGAAAUCUCCAUGUAAUUAGUUCAGUACAAGGGAAUAUGUAUAUAUGCUUUCUGUCCGAGAGGGAAAGAGAAGUACAGCCUUGACUUUGUAUAUAUAAUAUUUCAAGCUCUUUCCUUUUCCUUUUUCUUUGAUUUUUCUUUUGUCUUUCUGUUGCUCUCCUUGUGUCAUGUUCAUGAUGUAAUUUGCUGCUAAACUUCAUGUUCAAAUUUCGAGAGAAAAGAAAAGGGGUGAUGCCAUUUAAUUUCCAAAA